This is a messenger RNA of Patella vulgata (common limpet), 5751 nucleotides long. RefSeq names its product radixin. The record is from RefSeq and is a predicted model, not a curated record. Gene Ontology annotation, biological process: positive regulation of early endosome to late endosome transport; regulation of cell shape; positive regulation of protein localization to early endosome. Bases 256 to 1986 code for a protein of 576 amino acids. Gene Ontology annotation, molecular function: cell adhesion molecule binding; actin binding. Gene Ontology annotation, cellular component: apical part of cell; filopodium; adherens junction. Lineage: Eukaryota; Metazoa; Mollusca; Gastropoda; Patellidae. The transcript is spliced from 15 exons.
AAUAAACCGGAAGCAGGUGCGUGAGUGAAAACGAGGCAUUAAUCGUUAGAGGGGUCUGUGUAUUGUGUAAAUGACGUUUGGUCCCUCCCUGUGGCGGCCAUUUUGUGGACCGGUUCAGUACAAUUAACUGUAAGUGUGGUAAUAGACAAACUAGGGAGAGAGUGAGAGAGAGUGAUAAAGAGUUUUAUAGCUGCUUCAAGACACCAGUGGAUUUAUUGUAAUCUUUUAUAAGUCGGCAGAACACACAAAUUCAAAAUGCCUAAGCCGAUCAAUGUACGCGUCACUACUAUGGAUGCGGAGCUGGAAUUUGCCAUCCAGCCAAAUACAACAGGCAAACAGCUGUUUGAUCAGGUGGUAAAGACAAUAGGCCUUCGGGAAAUUUGGUUCUUUGGAUUACAAUAUGUUGAUUGCAAGGGCUAUACAACAUGGUUGAAACUUAAUAAAAAGGUAAACAGUCAGGAUGUGAAAAAAGAAACACCUCUCCAGUUUAGAUUUAGAGCCAAAUUUUUCCCUGAGGAUGUAUCAGAAGAACUUAUUCAAGAAAUUACACAGAAAAUGUUUUUUCUUCAAGUAAAAGAGAAUUUGUUAAAUGAUGAAAUCUACUGUCCCCCCGAGACGGCUGUUUUACUCGGUUCCUACGCCUGUCAGGCUAAAUAUGGUGACUACAACCCCCAAACGCACACAACUGGUUUUCUGGCUAAUGAUCGCAUUCUUCCACAAAGAGUAUACGAACAACAUAAAUUAACUAAAGAACAAUGGGAAGAACGAAUAAUAACAUGGUAUUCAGAACAUAAAGGAAUGUUACGAGAGGAUGCCAUGAUGGAAUAUUUAAAAAUAGCACAAGAUUUAGAAAUGUAUGGUGUGAAUUAUUUCGAUAUUAAAAACAAGCGAGGAACAGAUUUACAAUUAGGUGUUGAUGCCCUUGGUUUAAAUGUAUACGAAAAACAAGACAAAUUGACGCCUAAGAUUGGUUUCCCAUGGAGUGAAAUUAGAAAUAUUUCUUUUAAUGAUAAAAAAUUUGUUAUUAAACCAAUAGACAAGAAAGCACCUGAUUUUGUGUUUUAUGCACCUCGUCUUCGAAUCAAUAAACGUAUCUUAGCCUUAUGCAUGGGUAAUCAUGAAUUAUACAUGAGAAGACGAAAACCAGAUACAAUCGAAGUCCAACAGAUGAAAGCUCAGGCUAGGGAGGAAAAACUCAGCAAACAACAAGAAAGAGCUCAGAUGGAGGCAUUGAGAUUAGAAAGAUUAGAGAUGGAAAGAAAGAGGAAGGAAUUAGAAGAUAAAUUACGCCAGUUGGAAGACCAACAGAGGAAUGAUAGAGAAGCUCGUGAAGAAUUGCAGAAGAAGAGUGUGGACGAUAUGUCAACACUACAACGUAUGGUUGAUGAGCAAGCUCGUGAAGCCGAGUUACUACGACAACAAUUAGAGGAGGCUAAACACAUGGAACAGGAAAGCCGAGAUAAAUUGUUGGUUGAACUUGAAGCUGCCCAGUCGAAUCUAGAGGCCCGAUCAUCCGAGCUAGAGGUUAAACAGAGAUCUAUGGCUGAACUCCAAGAAGAUUUAGAAGCUGCUCGUCUCGCUGCUCUAGAGAAAGAAAAUAAAUUGAGUGAAGUUUUGUUGAAAGACCAGGAGAAAGAAGAGCAGCUGUUGACUUUACAGAGUCAACUUCAUAUUAGAGAAAAUGAACAUGAUGAAAAUGAUGAGGCUGGUUCCCAAUACGGUGCUGAAUUAGAUGUGCAUGAAAAUGAGGAACUUCCCCGUCCUGAAGAAGAAAGAAUAACACAAGCAGAAAAAGACAAACGUAUUCAACAACAAUUAAAGGCCUUAAGUAAAGAAUUAGAAGAAUCUAAAGAAGAAGAAAAGGUUACCGUUACCGACCAACUUCAUGCAGCUAAUGUGAAAGCUGGCCGCGAUAAAUACAAAACAUUAAAACAAAUUCGACAGGGAAACACUAAACGUCGGGUGGAUGAGUUUGAAUCAAUGUGAAUAAAAACUAUUAACUAUAAUAAAAUAUAUAUAUAUAAAUAUAUAACCAGGCCCGUUUCCGUUCAACACAUCAGGAUUUCAAUUGUACAAAAUAAGGACGUAACGGUUUUACAGAUUUUGACGCUGAGUAGUAUGAAUAAUCCUUGUCUAAACAUAGAGUGGACAGCUUAAUACACGAGGGAUCCGUGUUCAAUCGAGAAAAAAAAAUCUUAACUUUUUCAUUUCUAGACUUGAUUGACUGAUUAUCCAAUAUGGCCGUCUGUUCUGAAAUGAUAAAUGCAGGGAGACUUUUUCUUGUUUGAAUUGCAGCCCUCAUUUUGUACAAAUAGUUAGCACUAAUAAGCUGUUUACGAAACUUUUAGAUAUAUCUUUAAUGGAGCGAGCCAAGUAAUAUCGUCAUUGAAAAUCCUGUUCUUUUCCGAUCUUCCACUUUACAUUUCAAUUCAUAUAUCUUUAACAUUUAAUCAAAUUUUUCUUUUUCUACUUUUAUAAAAAAAAAAAAAGAGUUUAAGUCCAGGUUUAAAAAAUCUUCUUAUUGGAUUCAAAAUUGAUAUUAGAUUGGCUCAAAUAGAAAGUUUUGUUUAAACCAAUCUCGAGUUUUACAAAACGAUUUACAAUUAGGAUUAGUUGUGGAAAAGGCCUGAAUUAUUUACUCAUUUCAUCUCCGGAAUCAUUGCUUCAGAUUUCUGUUAGCAAAUUAGGAUGUUUUGUUUUGUAUUGUUUCGGGAAAAUCACAAAAAUUAAUUUUUAUUAACAAUAUAUAAAUAUAUAUAUAUAUAUAUAGAUAGAUGUAUAUGAAAUCUACGCAAAUUGUACAUUCUACUGUUAUCCUUGAGUACUAAAAAUAAUUUAAGUGUGAAGCAAGAGGUUUUCGUAGCAUGUUUCAUAAACAACCAUGAAAUUAUUAUGAAUAAUUAUUGAACUAAAAGAUUUGGUCUUUAUCUCUUUGCAAAAAAAAGAGCCUGUGAUUUUCAAAUAUUUUCAUGAAUAAGACCAUAGACGAAUAUGCAACAAUAAUUUCUUGCUUUACUACAUCUUUUGAAGAUUAAUUGAUUUAUAUUUAUUUUGAAAUUGUCAUGUUUAUUUCUUACGACCAAUUUUAAAUUUUGUAUACUGGGACUAAUUUUUUUUUUUUUUUUUUGAAAGAAAAAGUAUUUUUCUAUUAAAAAUAUUAGAUGAAGCUUGUGAUAUUAAUUUGUAAAAAAUUACAAAACAAUAAAAAGUUUAAAAUGAGAAUAUAUGUUAAUACAAAUAGCAUGUUUUUUUUUGUUUUUUUUUUUAAUUUGUUUUUUGUUUAUAUAGAUGAAUAUAACCACGGUUAUUUAGUUUAGAACAGAUGUCAAAAGGGCUGGGGGGUAUAUUGUGAACUGUUUUUGGACUAGGAACUGGUUGUGCUAGGGCGACUGAUCUUGUUUAAAAGGAACCAAAGGUUCCGUCGACUCAUUCACAAUCAACAUGAAAUUUGGCUUGUUCCUUGGACAAUUGGGCCCUUAGAUUUUUGAUAUGUUUGUCACAAUUCCAAUAUGACUGCGAUGGCAUACUCGAUGGUACUUGUUAAGGACGUGUCACAUCUAUUGGUGACUUUACUUAAGGUUCUGUUUUGAAUUGAGCCAUGGCAGUAAUCGAUAAUUAGUCAUUUGCAUCAAAUAAGUAAAUUUAUGGAGAAGUUGUUUGGUGUUACAGAGAAGAAUAUCUUACUUUGUGUAUGAACCCUGUCAUCACCCUAGCUCUUUUCAUGUCUUAAUGUAUAGAUAAUGAUUUCACAUUAUUCAUUUUUGAAAACGGUUAUAUUCCCUAUGUAUCGACUUCGAAUUUACUGUGAAGAAAUUGGCCUUAGUUUGGAAAUAUUGCCUUCAUUUUAAUUGCCUAUCUCUCUUGGAUAAGAAUUUUUGAAAUCUUGAAAUACCUUUUACAAAAAGAGUUGAACUUGUAAGGACACUUUCAAAAUAGUUUAUUUCAAGUUGAGAGACAUUUUCAUGUGAUGUAUGGUGAUUCAAAAUGUCAAACCAGGAUUUGUCUUGUAGGCAAAUGUUGCUGUAAAUUUUAUGCAAUCGGACAUUUUAAGGCUAAAUUUUGUGUUGUCAAAGAAUAUUUUUGCUAAAAAAAAAUAAAAAAAAUAUGACAAGACUCCACAUUGGGAUGCUUGAUUGUCGGUCUGGAUGCUUCUGAAUUGACGGAAUUGCAAUCGUGUGACGCAGAAUUAAGUUGUCACAGUUCUGUCCGUCUCAAGAAUUGAAGUAGUGACGCAAUUCAAAGUAAAUGUUUUAGCUGUCGUGGUUGGUUGAUAUUUUUUCUUAUCAAUCGGUGCCUGCGCUGUGUUAUCCGAAAUUCCCAUUUUCACUAUUCGUCGAAUUGAGAGAAUUUAAUUCGAGAACGUUCAAUCGAGCAUUCCCAUUAUCUCGAGGUAUUUCAUUCAUUAUUAAAUCUUAAAAUGUUAUAACACAUGAUCUAAAUAAAGAUUAUUUAUAAAGUUUAGUAUAGAAGUAGGCCUGCUUUCUUGUUUAGGUUGAAAAAUUGAGUUUGUGAAUUUCGAAGAGAGAAACAAAAUGGUUUUAUGAAGAAAUUACAUAUUAUUAUUAACCCUAUAUCCAUCUAGAUGAUGUCUAGUAAUAACGAUACAUUGAAUACCUUGACUGCUUUAGUGGACAUAUAAUUUAUUAGAAGUUGAAGCAUUUGCACCAAUGCACUAUGUACACUACACUUUGAUGUGCACAUAAAAGAACCACUGACAGUUGAAAUUUGAAAUAAAGAGUAGGCUGCAGUUCUGCAGUCCAGGAAAAUUUCCCUCAUAGCACACUGUGUGGCGUACACCUGACUUCAUUAUUAGCCAGGUCGGUAUAGGAUGUUAAACCCCAUUUCAUCUUGGCAGCUGACACUAGGGUUGUUUGGAAAUCUUUACACAAAAGAAUGAAGUCAUAUGUCUCGUAGAGCCACUGACAAUCGUGUAUAAUGUGAUCAAUUACACUUCACCAACUCAUGUCCCCAUCAAAUUGUAAAUUGGGUUUCUAAUUAUAACUACAUGUAUCUCAAUACAAAUAGACAUUGUUGUAAACCAGCAUAGAAAUAAAGAUUUUAGUAGUACCUUAUGGGUGUGCUGGAGGUGUGUUAUAUUUACCCUUAAAAACACAGACGAAUCUAUAUCUGACAAAAUGACUUGUAGUGCCUCAUCAUAUUGCCAGAAUUUGUGACUGGUGCCUAAUUACCAAGCUUGGUGUAGCUGUUGGCCUUACUUUUAUUUGUCUUAAUUUAUGCCUGACAUUAUCUGUGACUGGUGCAUUAUUACCAAUCUUAGUUGAAUCCCAAGAUAUGCCUGUUAGCCUAACUUUAAUGUGUCAGCUAUUGCAGUCAAGGUAUCAGUUCUGUCAUAUUAUCUUAAUAUUGUGAAGAUGAAAUAUAUUGUACAGUACUAAAAACCUAGAAUAUUAUAUUUUAUAUAUCGAUAAAUAUACACAAAAAAAGAUGUACAAAAUAUCUUAAUUAAUCUUCAUUUCAUAUUUUAUCCAUUUUUUGUCAUUUUUUUUUUAAAUCCAGAACUGCUUAAUUUCUAGGUUUUUUUGAUAUGUGUAUGAGAAUUAUAUAUAUAUAUAUAUAUUAUAGUGUAUUAUAUAUCUAAAAAAUAGCAGUGGACCAAGGGUCAGUUUCUUAAUAAAAAAUGAAUAAAAUAUUAGUCAUUACCAGUAACAAAAAAUAAUUUAAAGAAUUGAAAAUUACUUGUAAUCUUAUCACCAGUAUUGUCACAAUAACAAUAAAAACGGUCUUACAGUU